Molecule: messenger RNA, 1701 nt
Organism: Polychytrium aggregatum
Lineage: Eukaryota; Fungi; Chytridiomycota; Chytridiomycetes; Polychytriales
Exons: 3
Coding region: 1-1701 (566 amino acids)
Molecular function (GO): protein binding
Source: RefSeq, a predicted model, not a curated record
AUGAAGCCACUCGCACAGCACUGUCGCAUCCUGCUCGUCUUGCCCGUCGAGAUCUGGUUCCACAUAUACGCUCAUCUCUCCAGCGAGUCGCACUCCUGCUUUCCGCUUGUCUGCUCGGCAUUCGCUGUGAUAGCCCGCCAUCCAUUCUCCGUCGCAACGCGUCUUCGCACCACGUUUACUCCGAAGCUGGCCCUCUAUUUUGCCAUGAAACGCAACGUUCUCACACCGACCCUGGGAAACAUGCUUAUCCAGAACGGCUCAGUCUUGCCGCGCUAUCUUAUCCAGCACGCCUUUCGCUCAUCUGACCACGUCUGUCCAGCCCUCCUCUCGUGGCUUGGGCAGCAGGCAGCCAGUCUCUAUCACCACGACGAAGACUCGCUUGACUUGCUGGAAGAUGACGUCGUGACCUUCCGCAAUCUCCUCAACACCCUCAACCCGCAUGAUGUCACGGCGCAGAUCCGAUCCAAGCUUGCGGACCUCAUCGUCCGUUACGGCUUUUUCCCACCACCGGAAGAUGAGCGUUUCGCGUACAUUUUGUACAAACUUGGCAAAAUCGACAUUGACCUGCUGACUCUCCUCAUGAAGAAGAACGGAUAUAGAAUCGACGCUAUCAACGACGAGUUUAUGAAAUGGGUUCUGCGAAAGGAGUUUCAGAGCCCCAAGGAGGCUCUCGCCAAGUUCCAGCGACUUGGCUUCAAGCUCACGUCGUCGGUCGUCAAUCUGGGGCUGCAGCUCGCUCGCAACGAAAUCAUCGGUGCCUUCAAGGAGUGUGUGCCCGAAGGCGAGCUGAGCAGGCAUGUGCUCAAUACCCUCGAGAGUCUACUUGGUCCCGAUCGCUUGUGCACCUCGGAACAUAUUCUGGAGCAUCUCAGACACAGCUUUUCGAUCCCGCUGGCGACGAUCAAGGGCAUUCUUCUGACCCACAAAUCCACGGGCUGCCCGCAAAAGGACCAAAUCAAGUUUCGCACGCGCUGCUACCACCAGCAGCACCCGGCCACCAUCUGGAAGUGGAUCUUUCGCAUAUUUCCUUCCAGUGACGAAAUUGUGCAGGCUUGCUUCGAUGACAUUAUGCAAAAGCUGGGUAGCAAAGAUUCCCAAUGCUGCUUGCGUCCGCUGCCCGAGCAUUUUCUCAGAGCCGGGAUCUCAAUUAGCGUGCAACACUUGCCCGACAUACUCCGGAUUGCCCAGCGGGAAGAAACCCUUGGUGUUGCCGAGUUCAUCCUUGAGCAUCUCUACCAGACUCUUGUGCUGGACCGUUACUCGGACGAGAGCAAGGCAGAUUGGGACAAGGCAUUAUCUACUCUUUGGGAUGAGGAAGCCUUUAUUGCCAGCGCUCUGGGCACAUCUCGAUACUCGGGACUCAAGCGGAAACGGGGCAGAUCCGGGGCGGCGACCGUGAGAGCCACCCUCAGCACCUCCAAGCCCGGCCUGUCAGUUCCGGAGCCUUCUCCACCACAGCCCGCCGCAGCUCAGACGCCGCCUUCCAACUCCAAUCUCUACAUUUUGAUCAGGGACAAUCGCUCGAUGGUUGAUGGGCGUAGGACCCACAUCCAGCCCAUCCUAUGCGACUUGCUCAAGUUCGAAGAGCGACUCCAAGCCUGGGCCGAAAAGCUCACCGAGCUCCAACAAGACAGGUUCUGUCGGCGAUCCAAGAGGCUGUAUUUGCGCCGACAGGCGGUCCCUGCACAAAGUUCGGAAUGA